Messenger RNA from Arabidopsis arenosa, 888 nucleotides. The record is from the annotation of a GenBank genome assembly. Lineage: Eukaryota; Viridiplantae; Streptophyta; Magnoliopsida; Brassicales; Brassicaceae.
AAAGGUUUUGCUAAUUCGUCGGCUUAUUUUCGUUCAAGCUUCUGCAAAUCCCCAGAUUUGGUCUCUUUUUUUAGUAUUGAAGAAUCAUGAUGAAUUCAAUCUUCGGAAAGCGAAAAACUCCCGCAGAACUUCUGCGGGAAAACAAGCGGAUGCUCGAUAAGUCUAUCAGAGAGAUAGAGAGGGAGAGACAAGGCCUUCAAACACAAGAAAAGAAACUCAUUAACGAGAUUAAAAAGACCGCAAAGCAGGGCCAGAUGGGAGCUGUUAAAGUGAUGGCAAAGGAUCUUAUAAGAACUCGGCACCAGAUUGAGAAGUUUUACAAGCUUAAAUCGCAACUUCAAGGUGUAUCUCUCAGGAUUCAGACUCUGAAAUCUACACAAGCGAUGGGCGAGGCGAUGAAAGGUGUGACUAAAGCAAUGGGGCAAAUGAACAGACAGAUGAACCUGCCAUCUCUGCAGAAAAUCAUGCAAGAAUUUGAGAGGCAAAACGAGAAAAUGGAGAUGGUAUCUGAGGUGAUGGGAGAUGCUAUUGAUGAUGCUUUGGAAGGAGAUGAGGAAGAAGAAGAGACUGAAGAUCUUGUUAGCCAAGUCCUUGACGAGAUCGGUAUCGACAUCAACCAGGAGCUGGUGAAUGCUCCAUCUGGUGCGGUAGCAGUACCAGCAGCAAAGAACAAGGUGGUACAAGCUGAAGCGACCGGAGCUGAGGACAGCGGAGGUAUAGAUAGUGACCUUCAAGCAAGGUUGGACAACCUUCGAAAAAUGUGAAGCCUUUCCGGUUUCUGUAUCAUACUAUUACUGAGGCUGAUAACUUUUCGACUUCAAAGGCAAAUGUUGCAAACGAUAUGUUAACGUUUUGGGGGUGGGUUUGUAAUAAUAUCAUAAUUUGAGC